UUCCAAUCGGUGCGAAAACUGCGAAGAAAUCCGAGAAAAAGACUGCGACCGCGAAACAGGCCAAACCCAACCAUCCUCCGACUUCAGAGAUGGUUAAUAACGCCAUCAAAGAUUUGAAAGAAAGAAGUGGAUCGUCAUUGCAGGCCAUCAAGAAAUUUAUAGCUCCCAACUAUAAAGUAGAUUCGGAAAAAUUGGCUCCUUUCAUUAAGAAAUACCUCAAAUCAGCUGUGCAAUCUGGAUCUUUAGUUCAGACAAAAGGAAAAGGCGCAUCUGGUUCGUUCAAAUUGGCAGCUGGUGGUUCGACAUCGGGAUCCCAGAAGAAAGUGAUUAAAAAAGCCACCUUCAAGUCCAAAGAUGAUCUUAAAAAAUCCACUUCGGCAUCAGCUGUGGUGACCGACAAGAAGAAAAAGAAGUCUACUGUUGCCAAAAAACAAGCCGCUGUAACGAAAACGAAGAAAGCAGUUGCAACAACCGAGAAGAAGAGCCCCAAAGCCGCCAAGUCCCCUUCUAAAGCUAAGAAGUUGGAGAGUGGUCAACAGGAACAGAUCGGACCAACCACCCCAAUCCAAAAGUUGAAUUACAACCUGAACCAGGAACAAUUUGAACCUCCCGCGGUUAGAUCAAGGGAACCCACACCUUUUUCGACAGGAGCAGUGAAGAAGACCCAGAGACCAAUUAAACCAGUCGCUACUAGACCUGCCAAGACGAGGUCGACUUCAAACCAAGAACACUAA
Molecule: messenger RNA, 734 nt
Organism: Harmonia axyridis
Lineage: Eukaryota; Metazoa; Arthropoda; Insecta; Coleoptera; Coccinellidae
Product: histone H1B-like
Exons: 2
Coding region: 90-734 (214 amino acids)
Biological process (GO): chromosome condensation; negative regulation of DNA recombination; nucleosome assembly
Cellular component (GO): nucleosome; nucleus
Molecular function (GO): double-stranded DNA binding; structural constituent of chromatin; nucleosomal DNA binding
Source: RefSeq, a predicted model, not a curated record